Trichoderma gamsii is the source of this 1320-nucleotide messenger RNA. Its product is annotated as histone acetyltransferase type B subunit 2. Gene Ontology annotation, biological process: regulation of gene expression. The transcript has 6 exons. Gene Ontology annotation, cellular component: Rpd3L complex; nucleus; Rpd3L-Expanded complex. Lineage: Eukaryota; Fungi; Ascomycota; Sordariomycetes; Hypocreales; Hypocreaceae. The coding region runs from base 1 to 1320 and encodes 439 amino acids. The record is from RefSeq and is a predicted model, not a curated record. Gene Ontology annotation, molecular function: histone binding.
AUGGCGCCUCAAGGCUCUGAGCUCGACCCUCCCGAUGUCGAUAUGGUUCAUGACGAGGAAGACGACCAGGAGGAACGUCUCAUCAAUGAGGAGUACAAGACAUGGAAGAAAAACAGCCCAUUCUUAUACGAUAUGAUUCUUGGAACGGCCCUGACUUGGCCAACUCUAACAGUCCAAUGGUUUCCUGACGUCAAGGAGCCAGAGGGCAAAAACUAUCGCAUGCACCGUCUCUUGCUCGGAACCCAUACCUCCGACGGCAGCGCCAACUUUCUCCAAAUCGCCGAUGUCCAGAUACCCAAAGCUGUAGUACCGAACCCUGACGACUAUGACGAGGAACGAGGCGAGAUUGGAGGCUACGGAAAGGCAGGCGACGUUGCUGCCCUAAAGUGCGACAUUGUACAAAGAAUUGAGCAUCCCGGAGAGGUCAACAAGGCUCGCUAUCAGCCUCAAAACCCAGACAUCAUCGCUACUCUUGGCGUUGAUGGCAGAAUUCUCAUCUUUGAUCGGACAAAGCACCCCUUACAACCUGCAUCGCUGGGCAAAGUGAACGCGCAGAUUGAGCUGAUCGGCCAUAAAGAGGAAGGUUUUGGCCUCAACUGGAAUCCCCAUGAGGAAGGAUGCCUCGCUUCAGGCAGUGAGGAUACGACCAUGUGUUUGUGGGAUUUGAAGCUUCUUGAGGCCGACUCGAGGAUAUUAAAACCUGUUCGCAGAUAUACUCACCAUGCCCGAAUUGUCAACGACGUUCAAUACCACCCUAUUUCUAAGAACUUUAUUGGCUCCGUAUCGGACGACCAGACCCUGCAAAUCGUGGAUCUGCGACAGGUCGAGACGAAUAAGGCUGCCGUUGUCGCAAAGCAAGGCCAUUUAGAUGCCAUCAAUGCGCUAGCAUUUAAUCCAAAGUCUGAAGUCCUUGUCGCCACAGCUUCCGCCGAUAAGACGAUUGGAAUCUGGGAUCUACGAAAUGUGAAGGAGAAGGUGCACACCCUUGAGGGCCACAAUGACGCGGUAACAUCCCUCGCCUGGCAUCCCACCGAAGCCGGCAUCUUGGGAAGUGGAAGUUAUGACCGAAGAAUUAUCUUCUGGGACUUAUCUCGCGUCGGUGAGGAACAGCUUCCCGAUGACCAGGACGACGGCCCUCCUGAGCUGCUAUUCAUGCAUGGCGGCCAUACAAACCACUUGGCCGACUUCAGCUGGAACCCCAAUGAGCCUUGGUUGGUUGCCAGUGCCGCCGAGGACAACCUGCUACAAAUUUGGAAAGUUGCGGAAUCUAUUGUUGGAAAGGAUGAUGGCGACUUGCCAGUUGAUGAGCUUGACCGAUAG